UGGAAGCUUGAGAGUGACUGAAAUAAGGAGAGGUCUGUUCGCCCACCAGACACCAGAGGCCCAAUGGAGCUCAACGGACAAACCUUGAAGACAAAGACAAUGGAUGUACAGAGGACAUAAACAUUUUGUGGGUAGUUCCUGAGAACCGUCAGCAACCAUCCUGUGUGGAAUUCAACCAUAAUCUGAUCCAAUCACACCACCUCUCCAUAAUGGUCAGUCCGAUUGCCCAAGUCUUGGACUGCUGUCUUCUACUCUAAAUCAGUUGGCCUCAGGCUGGAGUAUUGUAUCCAAUUCUGGACACUGCACUUAACAAAGGAUGCCAAGGCCUUAGAGAGGGUGCAGAGGAGAUUUACUGGAAUGGAACCAAGGAUAAGAGACUUCAGUUGCAUGGUGAGACUGCAGGAGCUGGAAUCAUUCCCCUUUGAGCAGGGUAGGCUAAGGAGGAAUUUGACAGAAAAGUUCCAAACUGUGGAGGAUUUUGACAGAGAGAUGGGAAAGUCUGAAACUGAAAAUGAAUUGGAAGAAAAGGAGGUAUCAAAGAAUGAUCCAGAGAUACUGAAAAGCGCAUCGUUGGAUAUCAUUGAUAUUGGAAAAGGCUUGAAGAUGCAGUCGGAGAGACCUCACUUAGUGAGUCUGGGUCGUGGUCGACUCAGUAUCGCUAUUACACUGCUGCCGAUAAACGAAGGUAAGACCAGGAUUGGCACUGACGAUGCCCCAGUACCUCAGGACAUUAUAUUACAAGGGGAAGACGUGGCAGCUGAGCACUGCUACAUCGAGAAUAGAAAGGGGCUAAUCAAGCUGUACCCCUGUGGAAACUGCUGCACAAUGGACGGGCUUCCAGUGAAAGAACCCACUCAGCUGACACAGGGUUGCAUUCUGUGCCUGGGCCAAUCGAACUACUUUCGAUUCAACCAUCCCAUAGAAGCCAGACGUAUAAAGAACAUGAAGCCCGACAGUGAGAUUUUAAUCUCCUCGCCCAGCUUGGUUCCAGAUUUUUCCAACAUCAGAGAGCACCAGGCAGCAACCCAGAGCCCAACCUCCAGACAGUUUGGAUUGGAACCGAGUUGCCAUGGUUACGUAGAUGACAACACCAUUCAGAACAUGGUCAACCUGAUGAAAACGAGCAGAUACAUCCCACGUUCUGACGGGCAGGUCAGGAGCCCCCCUGAGACCUCGCCCAAUGAAGGAAAGCGAUUUGCACCCAGAGUGCUCACCAGCCGCAAUGCCACACCACCGCCAUUUUAUCCCCAGUUCUCACCCUCCUUGGCGGACAAGCAGGCCGGCAGUGGUUUCCAGAGGUUCUUUCCGGUCAGAUCGCCAACUCCUCCGCAGAGCCCACCGUCGCCAACGGUUUCCUCCCCCUACGACGUCUACUGGGGGAGGAGACAGGAGCUGUGGAACGGCUCGAGGGCUCAGGCCUUUGCUUAUGGAAACCCCUUCGCAGAAAACUUCUCCAGACGGGGGGCGUGGGAUGACACAACGUUGCCGGAAAGCACCCGUUUAGGCCUCGCGUCGGUCCGGGCCACCGCAAACCGCGGCAAGGAAUCGGCCAGCAUGCCAUCGAGCCCCAGGCUGCCUCGCAAGCUGCAUCUGUCGUGCAGCCCCACCGAUUGUUGCCACUUAGGCCGGGAGAGGAUUGCCAUUGGUGAAGGGGCUUUUGGACCCAGUUCCCGAGCCAGGGAAGUGUCCGGGAGUUGUCUCCGGCAAAUGGGAGUGCACAGUCGUUCACUCCCGAGACUGCACAAGCCUGGAGACAACCAGCUGGUGCCAUUUGCAUCCAUCCAGUCUGUGGACUGCCUGAAACCGAGGUACACCGUGGAUGAAUCCAGGGAUUUGGGUCCGAGGUAUUUCCCUCUCCCAAUGAAAGAAUCUCAGUACGCACACCCAAGCCAAGCAGCAUCGCCAUACUCAAGCAUCGCCGGGGAAGGACAUGAGGAGCACCAUGUCACAGGAAGCCCGAGGAUUGCUCAGAAGAUCUCCCUGGCUUCACCACCCCAUUUUCAUGAUAGGGAUAGUCCCUUUACCUUUGAUCCCAGGAGGAAGGAGUUUCAGAAUGGAGGGGGGGACUUCUCCAUUGACGCCAUUGACCAGGUGUUUUGGAGUCGGAGCAGCCUUAGCAGCCUCCUGGACUCCCAUGCUGGUGACACGGGUAAGCUGACGGUGACAGCACUGGGACAGCGCUCUGCGUCUCCUGCGUUCCGCAAGCGUACCAGCAGCAUCAGCUCAGUCGGAGGGAACGAGGAGGAUUUGAUGGGUUACCAUCAACGACAAAAGGAAGAGAGGCUCCGUGAACAGGAGAUGGAGCGUCUGGAACGGCAGCGUUUGGAGACAAUUCUGAACCUUUGUUCGGAAUACAACAAGGCAGGUGAUAGCACAGCAGGAGCAGCAGUGAGCAGCAUUGAGAAGAUUGGUGAGCAGCUACAGAAACUGGCCCUGUCCUCAAGCAGAGCAUGCUCGCCACAGCUGGAGCCCAGUGAGCACGACUGCUGUGAAAUGGAGGCAAGGCCUUUGGCAAGAACCUCACACAGUCCGCCCUCCGCAUUUGACUUUAGCCCCUCGGAUAGGAGGUCAGCCAGGCAUCGUGGCCCCCUGGAACCAGACAGCUGUGUGGAGUUGAACCGUUCCCAUGCCGGGAGGUCUCGGCAGCUGUCUCCCAGUCCGGCCGAGCGCUCGCGGAAGCAUCCAGCCGAUUCCCCGCCUCCUCGCCAGCACGACCACUCGGCAGAGAGGCUGAGUUCGUUUGCUGACGGUGUGGAAGCGGGGGCCUCUGACGAUGGCUGCAACAUGGAGGACAAGGAAUUGGCAGAGAGGAACAUGAAAGAGAGAAUUUCUCAGCUGGAAGAAGAAUGUAUGUUCAUCCUGAACAAUGUGGAAGAGAUUAACCGGAAGAUUAAAGAGCUGGACAAUCAAAUGGAAGAGUCUUCACAAGAGAUGGAGAUGGAGCGUGCCUUGUUGGAGGGGGAGCGGGACUCGGAGAUCUCACAUGUCCAGUACGAGAAAGAUGUAAUGGAACAACUCCAGAAGAAAAUAACUGAUUUGGAGACCAGUGUUGCAUCUGAAAAGGCUAAGGAUGGUGAACAGUUGGAUUCGGAGGUGAAAGGAUAUGACGAUUUUGAGUUUCAACAGCUGGAACAGGAGAGCAGGCUGGAAGAGGAGAAGGAGAAUCUCUCCAAACAGCUCCUGAGCGAACUGGCCGAGUACCAACAGAGUAUUACAGCAAGGGAGAAAAGAAUUGCGUCGUUGGGAAAUCAGGCAGGUCAGAUUGUGCAACAAACUGAGCUGGAGCGGCAACAUUUCACAAAAGAGAAGAGCAACUUAGUCGCCAUGCUGCAGAGAGAGAAAGAGAAUCUGAUGAGUCUGGAGAAGAUGUAUUCCGACAGUACUGGUGGGGCAGGCCUCCCCAUUAAUCCCAACAUAUUUAAAGAGAACUUCCGUACUCUGGAGGACAGAAGGAAACAGCAGAAAGAGGGUUUGUAUCUGAGUGACACAGUGCCGAGGAAAAAAAACAGCUCAACUUCAUCCAAGUAUAAUAGUGUGACUCUGGGCCACAAUUCGAUGUCUAAGUCUCACUCGCCACUGGUACAAAGCAACAGCUGCAGCAACAUUCUACCUCACAGCCUAACAGCGGCUGUCAAUGAGCUGGAUAUCAGGAGGCUACAAGGGCACAAAGGGAAAUCAAGAAAAGGAGCAUCCUCGCAUUCCAAGGGGACUCGUAGAAAAGGAUCCCGACAGCACCGUGCCAAUGACGAGCAGAGGCUCCGAGCUCAGGAGGAGGCCAGCGCUGGGGCUGAUCGCUCUCCCUACACUGACAGUGGAUGCAAGGACAGUGCCUUCGACACCCUCAGUGUGGACAGCUCCGACAGUGUGGACACCAACAUCUCUGCCUGUUCUCCGGACAAUAUUUCCAGUGCCAGUACAUUUAACGUUGCCAAACUUGAAGAGAUGGAACGGUUGUUAAAGGAAGCUCAGGCUGAAAAGGCAUGGCUAAUUGAAAGCAAAGAGCGAGAAAUGGAAGCUAAGAAACAAGCUCUGGAGGAAGAGAGGACUCGGAGGGAGCAGCUGGAGAGGAGAUUACGGGAGGAGACGGAACGCAGACAACAGCUCAUCGAGAAGGAAGUUAAAAUGCGUGAGAAGCAACGUUCACAGGCCAGGCCCCUGACUCGCUACCUCCCAGUCAGAAAGGAAGACUUUGACCUACGCACUCACAUUGAAGCAGCCGGCCACAACGUGGAGACCUGCUACCACGUAUCCCUCACUGAGAAGACAUGUCGAGGGUUCUUGGUCAAAAUGGGCGGCAAAAUUAAAACCUGGAAGAAGCGUUGGUUCGUUUUUGAUCGAACAAAGCGGACCCUGUCGUAUUAUGCAGAUAAACAUGAAACCAAAUUGAAAGGGGUGAUAUAUUUUCAGGCUAUCGAGGAAGUUUAUUAUGAUCACUUGAAGAGUGCGCACAAGAGUCCCAACCCAUUACUUACCUUCAGCGUAAAGACACGGGACCGAAUCUUCUAUAUGGUUGCUCCAUCACCUGAGACCAUGAGAAUCUGGAUGGAUGUCAUUGUUACAGGAGCUGAAGGUUAUACUCAGUUCAUGGUUUAAGUGACUUCAUAUCAUUGUAACCUCAUUGUGCAUGCGAAGUUUUAUAUAUAUGUGUGUAUGAAAUGAGACUCUACAAACCACUGUCAUGGCUUUAUCUUUGUUAUCUUGAAGGUUGUGACAAUCAUACAGUUUUAAUUACUAAAGUAGCAAAUUAUUUUAGACAAUUGGAGCAAAUUUCUGCCUAUCGUUGAUCUGGUGUGAGCAUGUCACUAGAAUGUAUGCCCAGAUGUGAGGGGCCUUCACUGGGGCAUUAAAGAUAGAAAAUAUACUUCAAAGCGAACUGACAGAAUUAAAAGGGCAUCCUUGUCUAUUUUUGAUACAGUAUUAAAUGGUUAGCUGGUCUACAUUAUAUAUAAGAUCACACAUAUAUUUCAAUUAAUAAUCUGCUUUUGUGAUGCGGAUUUCCUCUGGGGUCCCCGAUUGGACACCAGGCCCCCUGGGUAAACAGGGUUCCUGCCAAAGUUACAGAGGCCCAUGGGAGAAAUGGCAGUGCCUAAAACUAUUGAGGAUCUCUGUCAGCGCUGGAUUGUGUGAUGUUGGGUUUUUGCCCACUCAGUAAGCACACACUUUAUUUCCCCAAAUAACUAUUAUGUUUCAAAGCAAUCAGCCAGUUUUCAAGAUGGUCUUUUUACUGUUCAGGAUAAAAGGACAGAUAAUGGAAGUAAACUUAUAAAAUCUCUGUCAGCGCUGAUGUGGGAGCCUCUGGCAGGUGCUGAUGUUUCUCAUGGUCUCUGUGCUCUCAGAAAAUUGGUGCUAAUACGUUGAGAUUAAUUCCCCCAAAUAAGGCAAGUGUUUCAGUGGAAGUGGCUGCUUCAAGCACUGAGCAAGAGGUCAACUAGGCAGCAGAGAUCUCUGAUGCUUAGUAAAUUCAGGAUAUUUAAAUAGGUUACAAUGGGCGGAAAGCAAUCAAGGUGGCAAGUCUGACGGUGUGGAAUCUCACUUUUAGCUGCCUCAGUCAAUUCUUGUAAAAUGGCCAAAGUUUUGUGAUGAGAACGCCAAGUGUGUCACUGAUAUUUUAUUAUUAAGCUAAACAACAAACCCCAUUAUAUCAUAAUCAGCUUACUGCGGCUUCUGGUGUUGGGUUUGUCAGUUUAUCAGCUGCCCCAUGUACAUGCAUCUAUGUUCAAUAUUUAUUCAGUAUUAUUUUAAAAGUAUAUCUAAGGAUUACAAAUAUCUAAGGAAUUUUAUAUGUUACACAGUUUGGAUUAUUUUCCUAUUUAAAAUGUAUUUGAUAUAAGAUUUCAUCUUGCAAGGAACCUCUAAGUUUGAAUAAAAAAUGAAUAUCUCUUUC
Molecule: messenger RNA, 5884 nt
Organism: Carcharodon carcharias (great white shark)
Lineage: Eukaryota; Metazoa; Chordata; Chondrichthyes; Lamniformes; Lamnidae
Product: pleckstrin homology-like domain family B member 1
Exons: 23
Coding region: 358-4593 (1411 amino acids)
Biological process (GO): regulation of microtubule cytoskeleton organization
Cellular component (GO): basal cortex
Molecular function (GO): protein binding
Source: RefSeq, a predicted model, not a curated record